This is a messenger RNA of Neohortaea acidophila, 1960 nucleotides long. RefSeq lists its product as uncharacterized. The annotation marks the transcript as partial. NCBI's taxonomy places the organism in Eukaryota, Fungi, Ascomycota, Dothideomycetes, Mycosphaerellales, Teratosphaeriaceae. The record is from RefSeq and is a predicted model, not a curated record. The transcript has a single exon.
UUUUGUUAGCGAUUCUCACCAAAGCAGUUCAAUCCUUACAUUAUAACCUCGUUAUUUGCCACCCACCUCGCUGUCGCCCUUGUUUUGAGUUGAUAUGAGGCCAAAGUAACCCAUACAAACGGUGUAUACCACUAAAUCCGAGGUGUUGUUAGUUGCUCGCGCGCCCUCACCGUCGCAAUGGCUCCGCGAACGCGUCCAGCGCGUGCCUCAAAGCCUACACCUAAGGUGGCCGCCGCGGUGGCCACCGCUCCUACUGCUCCUACUGCUCCACUGCCUAGCAAAAGGAAGAGCAGCAAGCAGGGCAGUCGACAGGCUCCUUCAAAGGCUCGCCGCCGAACAACAGACGCUUCUACAGCAGCUACAGCUGCAGCUGCUGCCGCUGCCGCCACUACAACCGCUCGCUCGAAGACGAAGGACGCGCCUGCCGCUCCUACUGCCGCUGCCAGUCGUUCAAUGGACGCGUCUGCUGCUGCCGCUGUGGACGAUUCACUGUUGAAUGAAAUUGAGGCUGCGGAUACAGGCCUUGAUGGCUUUCAGUCGCUCCACGACUCAGAGGCGGAGCCUGAGGUGGUGGAUUUGACGGUGGAUCCGUCAACGUUCGAAUAUGAGCUGGUUUGGCGUGUGCUCGCUGGCCGCACUCAACAACAACGGGAGAUUGCGUAUAAACGGAAGACCUGCAAAGGCAAUCAGCCAGUAUAUCACAUGGCUCAGGCAUGGGCUGCGCAGCAGGCUGGCAACCUCAAGAUAUACCGUCUGUCCGCUACUGCUUCUUAUGAGGAUCAGCCGGCUAAGAAGCAGUAUAAGACGGAUAUUGAGUACCUGCACGAGUUUGAGGAGCUGCUCGCUCGCCUCAUAAGCUGGCAAAAACACGGGUGGACAGAGCCCUGUAUAACCAUGCUGUGGUUCUGCGAGCGUGACCAGGUGUCUACUGUCCUCGCGAGCAGUAGCCCUGCCGCCGCCUCGUCUCAACGCCGCCGGACUGCUACUACUCGCCAGGAGGCGUUAGUUCCUUCGCAGAUCGAGGAGAUGGAGUCUCAAGGCGACUAUAGCGCCUCCUUGCGGCUCGAGUGGACCUGUACUCAGCAAGCUUGUCCUAAUUAUGGUGAUGGCAAGAACGGCUAUUGCUACUGGCGCAACACCAACGUACCUGACAAUCACUGCCCUUUCACGAAGGACAUCUUUGCUGAAUGGGCUACUGAGAUCAAAGCCGGCAACCUAGAUGCUAGGGUGCCAAACCUAGAUAUCCACAGCGCUCUUCACAAGAGCCAGGCUCGUAUGAGGCUAAAGUCGUCUAACCACAAGAAGCUGGAGCCUCCACCGUCUCGUUCGCCAGAGCGUCGUGGCAGGGAGCCAUGGCCGCCUUACUACUUCCCCUACCCGCCGCCAGGUAUGGGCCCUCCUUAUACACCUGCUGCUGGCGCUAUACCGGAGCCGCCAUCCUCACAACCGAGCUCUUCAGCUCCGUCCGAGCGUGUGGAUCGAUUUCUUGACUGGUGUGCUGAGCGUGACAGCUGGCGUGGUUUUGGGGCCGAUUUGGACCGUAUGCGGCUUGAAUGGAGCGAUAAUGGAUGGGAUCUUGAUGGAAUCAAAGGUAUAACGGCAGCUCAGUGGAAGGAUAUGGGGUUGAAGGCCGGUCAGAUGGAUAAGGUGAAGCAGAGCCUGAGGAAGUGGAAGAGGCAGUGACAUCAUCACGACUUUCGAGCUGGCGAGGCGAUUCACCUUCGAGCGUCUAUUACACCACAACCACUGAACCGAUUUUUGCUCCUUCACUUGGAAACAAUGGAGAUAGAUAGGUAGAAUGAACCACCAACUGCGUGUCCUCAAACAUGGUGUUGUUGUAGAGAUAUAACGUCCAUCCGGCGACGAGCCUCGCAAGCUUGAAGCCGUGCCAAGCCUUCUCAAACACCUUCAAACAACUUUAACACCUUCAACACCUUCAACACCUUUAACACCUUCAACA